Messenger RNA from Nasonia vitripennis (jewel wasp), 871 nucleotides. RefSeq names its product transcription initiation factor IIA subunit 2-like. The transcript has 4 exons. The coding region runs from base 131 to 478 and encodes 115 amino acids. Gene Ontology annotation, cellular component: transcription factor TFIIA complex. NCBI's taxonomy places the organism in Eukaryota, Metazoa, Arthropoda, Insecta, Hymenoptera, Pteromalidae. The record is from RefSeq and is a predicted model, not a curated record. Gene Ontology annotation, biological process: RNA polymerase II preinitiation complex assembly; transcription initiation at RNA polymerase II promoter. Gene Ontology annotation, molecular function: TBP-class protein binding; RNA polymerase II general transcription initiation factor activity.
UCUUCCGCUGCAGUCAACGGAAACGGUUCAGCCUUACAAAUAAACGACAUAACUCUCACAUGUAGUCUAUACCCUUACAAAUUACCGCUUUGCGCUAAACUUAAGAUCGUUAUUAAAUUUGCUGUUAGAAAUGUCUUACCAAUUAUAUAGAAACACAACGUUAGGCAACACGUUAGAGGAGACCCUGGACGAUUUAUUGGCAUACGACCAGAUAAGCCGAGGAUUAGCAGUUAAAGUGUUAUUACAGUUUGACAAAGCUAUGAACCAAGCUCUAACAACGAAAGUUAAAUCGAGGCUCAAUUUUAAGGCUGGCAACUUGAAGACAUACCGAUUCUGCGACAACGUGUGGACGCUCAUGCUGCACGACGUUGAAUUCAGAGACUCUCAGAGGGUCGAUAGUAUUCAUGUUGAUAAAGUUAAAAUAGUUGCGUGCGAAGGAGGAAAAACUCUUGACGCAGAUGGUUCGUCGAAGCGGUGAUUCUUCUACGAUUCAUGCAAGUUACAUCUUCCGAUGUUUUAGUACAAAAAGAAAAGUUUAAACGCUUAAUUUGCUGAUAUUUUCAUUUGUGAUAAAUGUCAAUCAAAAAAAUCACGAAAGAAAAUAUUUACUCAGAAUAUUGCAAUUUCUUCUUAUCAAGUAAUUUAAAGAUUAAUAAGACAAUGCAGGACUUUCUUUAGUAAGUCUGACUGCAAUUUCACCAAAUUAUAGCCCAAGAAUCUUAUAACUAUGUACAAUGUAGAUUAAGUCAAUUGAGUAUACCGAUCAUAUCCGUAUAUUACGUACGUAUUUAUUAUAAAAAGUUAUGUAUUUUGCGUAAUCAUGUAUAUUUUGUACUUACAUCUAUAAAUCUUGAAAAAUUACAAAAUCUUA